Messenger RNA from Coprinopsis cinerea okayama7#130, 1497 nucleotides. RefSeq names its product leucine aminopeptidase. Gene Ontology annotation, biological process: proteolysis. Gene Ontology annotation, cellular component: cytoplasm. The record is from RefSeq and is a predicted model, not a curated record. The coding region runs from base 21 to 1478 and encodes 485 amino acids. Gene Ontology annotation, molecular function: metalloaminopeptidase activity; manganese ion binding. NCBI's taxonomy places the organism in Eukaryota, Fungi, Basidiomycota, Agaricomycetes, Agaricales, Psathyrellaceae. The transcript has 15 exons.
CCCGUUUUCUCGCCCGUCCAAUGUCGUCCGCAAUCGUCGUUCCCUUUGACCACCAGGCCUCAGCAAAGUCGGUUGCUGGCGUCGACCCAGCCAAGCUCUGGGCUCUGACCCCUUCUGGCGAAAAACCACCAAAGGCGGGCACCGCCAGGACCUUCUACAACACCCCCGAGUCAAAGACAACCUCGGUCGUCUCUUUGGGCGAAGGCUUUGCCAGCAAGCCUGCAGAGGUCAAGCGAGAGAUCGUCAGGAAGGCUGUCGGUAGCGCUGUCAAGGACCUCAAGGGCUACGACGGCGUCAAGGACGUUGCCAUUGACGCGUCUUUGGACCCCCAUGCUGCUGCUGUCGCUGCUCACUUGGCCUUGUACAAGUUCACCCUCAAGACUUCUCCCCCUUCGCCUUUCGACCCCAACCUCAAGGAGCCCAUCCCACCCAAGCUCCAGUUCUCGCCCAUCGAAGCUUCAAAAGAAUGGGACCGCGGUGUCAUCUACGCCGAGUCCCAGAACCUUGCUAGGACUUUGAUGGAAUACCCCGCCAACAUGAUGACCCCUACUCUCUUCACCGAACGUGUCAAGCAAGAGUUUGCUGGCAUCCCCAACGUCGAAAUCAUUGUGCGAGACGAGGCAUGGGCUGCUGAGAAGGGAAUGAACGUCUUCUUGUCUGUCACCCGUGGAACCUCAGAACCAGCCAACCACUACAAGGGUGCUGCUGACAAGAACGCUCAGCCUCUUGCCUUUGUUGGCAAGGGUAUCACCUUCGACACUGGAGGAAUCAGCUUGAAGCCCGGCGCUGGCAUGAAGUUGAUGAGGGGAGACAUGGGCGGUGCUGCUACCGUCGUCUCUGCUGCGCUUGCUAUCGCCAAGCUCCAACUCCCCAUCAACUUGGUUGUCACUACUCCUUUGACGGAGAACAUGCCAGGCCCCAGCGCUACCAAGCCCGGUGAUAUCAUCUAUGCCAUGAACGGCAAGUCCGUCGAGGUCGAUAACACUGAUGCUGAGGGUCGCCUCGUUCUCUCCGAUGCCAUCUACUACACCUCGACUGAGUACAAGCCUCACACUUUGAUCGACGUUGCCACCUUGACUGGUGCCAUGGUCAUCGCCCUCGGAGAGGUCUACUCCGGCGUCUUUGCUUCCUCCGAUGAAUUGUGGCAACAACUCUACGAAGCCGGCCAAAUCGAGCACGACAGGAUGUGGAGAAUGCCCCUCGACGAUGAGUUUGGACCUCAGAUCCACUCUUCGAAUGCCGACUUGCAGAACACUGGUGGACGACCUGCCGGAAGCGCUACCGCCGCCUUGUUCUUGAAGCCCUUCGUUAACGGAUUGGAGCCCAAGGAAGGAGAGCCUACCAUCAAGUGGGCUCACCUUGAUAUCGCUGGUUCCAUGGAGGCCACUCGACCUUCUCCUUACCAGGAUAAGGGCAUGACUGGGCGACCUGUCAGGGCCCUCGUCGAGUUCACUCGCCGACUCGCCAACAGCGCUUAAUUGCAAAUGUCGGCUUUGA